GCUUGGCGAGAUUGACCACCAAGAUGGCUGACGUUAUGGAUGAAUAUGAGAAAGAAGCUGGCUGUGUUCCUAUUCUCCAUCCAGAGGAACUCAAGCCCCAGAGUCACUAUAACCAUGGCUAUAGUGAGAAUGUGGGGCGCAAGAGCCACGUGGAUGACUACAGUACCUGGGACAUCGUCAAAGCCACGCAGUAUGGGAUCUUUGAGCGCUGCAGAGAGCUGGUGGAGGCAGGCUAUGAUGUUCAGCAGCCGGACAAAGAGAACGUCACACUCCUGCACUGGGCUGCCAUCAACAAUCGAAUAGACUUGGUCAAGUACUACAUAUCAAAGGGGGCGAUGGUGGACCAGUUGGGAGGUGACCUCAACUCCACACCACUGCAUUGGGCCACAAGACAGGGCCACCUCUCCAUGGUGGUGCAGCUGCUGAAGUAUGGGUCCGACCCCUCGCUCAUCGACGGAGAGGGCUGCAGCUGUGUCCACCUGGCUGCCCAGUUCGGACACACCUCCAUCGUGGCCUACCUCAUCGCCAAGGGACAGGAUGUGGACAUGAUGGAUCAGAAUGGAAUGACUCCCUUGAUGUGGGCAGCUUACAGGACACACAGCGUGGACCCCACCCGGCUACUGCUGACCUUCAACGUGUCGGUCAACCUGGGUGACAAGUACCACAAAAACACGGCUCUGCACUGGGCCGUGCUGGCCGGCAACACUACAGUCAUCACCCUGCUGCUGGACUCCAACUCCAAUGUGGACGCACAGAACAUCAAGGGUGAGACGCCGCUGGACCUGGCCAAGCAGAGGAAAAACGUGUGGAUGGUCAACCAUUUACAGGAGGCUCGGCAGGCCAAGGGUUACGACAGUCCUGGCUACCUGAAGAAGCUGAAGAUGGACAAGGAGUUCAGACAGAAGAUCAUGUUGGGGACCCCCUUCCUGGUGAUCUGGCUGGUGGGCUUCAUCGCUGACCUGGACAUAGACUCCUGGCUCCUCAAGGGCCUCAUGUACUGUGGCGUGUGGGUCACUGUGCAGUUCCUCUCCAAGUCUUUCUUUGACCACUCCAUGCACAGCGCCCUGCCCCUGGGAAUCUACCUGGCAACCAAGUUCUGGAUGUACGUGACCUGGUUCUACUGGUUCUGGAUUGAUAUCCUUUACAAUAAGAGUCUCCUGGUUUCAUUCUCAUUCCAACCAUGA
This is a messenger RNA of Salvelinus namaycush (lake trout), 1184 nucleotides long. RefSeq names its product palmitoyltransferase ZDHHC17-like. Bases 24 to 1184 code for a protein of 386 amino acids. Gene Ontology annotation, biological process: protein palmitoylation. Gene Ontology annotation, cellular component: Golgi membrane. Lineage: Eukaryota; Metazoa; Chordata; Actinopteri; Salmoniformes; Salmonidae. The record is from RefSeq and is a predicted model, not a curated record. Gene Ontology annotation, molecular function: protein binding; palmitoyltransferase activity. The transcript is spliced from 10 exons.